Desarmillaria tabescens is the source of this 1280-nucleotide messenger RNA. Its product is annotated as glycoside hydrolase family 28 protein. The transcript has 15 exons. Gene Ontology annotation, molecular function: polygalacturonase activity. NCBI's taxonomy places the organism in Eukaryota, Fungi, Basidiomycota, Agaricomycetes, Agaricales, Physalacriaceae. The record is from RefSeq and is a predicted model, not a curated record. Gene Ontology annotation, cellular component: extracellular region. The coding region runs from base 1 to 1080 and encodes 359 amino acids. Gene Ontology annotation, biological process: pectin catabolic process.
AUGUUCAAGUACGCUCUCUUUGAAGCCUUGGUGUUGGCUGCCGUGCUUGUGUCGGCUGUGCCGAUGAGCAAGCCCGGCGUAAAGAGGGCGCCUCGCCCUGCAAAGCGCGCUAGUUGUACAGUUGACUCCGUCGACGCUGCUUCAUCUAUUUCGGACUGUUCUUCGGUCACAAUCUCUGCCUUCACUGUCGCAAGCGGAGCUACCGUUACAUUGGCCGGGGACAUUACUUUCGCGAAGACCUCCACUGAUGGCCCUCUCUUCACAAUUGACGGUUCCGACAUUACUUUCAACGGCGCCGGAUACAAAUUUGACGGAAACGGUGCCGACUACUGGGAUGGCGAAGGCACCAAUGGUGGUGUUGACAAGCCUCAUCCUCUUUUGAAGUUCAAGGGCUCUGGCACGUACUCCGACUUCACAGUGCUGAACACUCCUGCACAAGCUGUUUCAAUCGGUAACAGCGACGGCUUAACCUUCGAUAGCAUUACCGUUGACAACAGUGCUGGAGAUACGAAUGAACUAGGACACAAUACUGAUGGUUUCGAUGUUUCUGCUGAUAAUGUGACUAUCCAAAACUCGGUCGUCAAGAACCAAGAUGAUUGUAUCGCUAUCAACGACGGCAGCAAUAUUCAAUUCUUGAACAACCAAUGCUCUGGCGGUCAUGGUAUUUCCAUCGGUUCAAUCGCGAGCGACAAAUCUGUGUCAGACGUGACGAUUUCCGGCAAUACCGUCACCGACUCCAUGUAUGGAUUCCGGAUCAAAGUCCAAGCUUCCGCAACAAGUGCCUCUGUCUCCGGCAUUACAUACUCUGGCAACACUCUCAGUGGAAUUGACGAGUACGGCGUCUUGAUCACCCAGUCCUACCCUGAUGAUGACGGUACCCCGGGAACUGGAGGACCUAUUUCGGAUGUAAACUUCACAGGAGAUGCCACCACUAUAGCGGUUGGUGACGACGCUGAACGACUUACUGUCGACUGCGGAGCUUGUUCAGGCACGUGGGAUUUCUCUGCGUUGACCAUUACCGGGGGCUCGGAGGGUACAGUCGAUAGUAAUAGUGCUACCAUCUCAGGUGGUUCGUAUUGAUUUGAAUGCCGAUGGAUGGGAGCGGCUACUGGAAAUGGUCUGCCCUAAUGAUUGUAUGUUAGCAAGUACUAGUUAGACAAUCCAAUUUCUCGACGCCGCGCAUCUUACGAGCUUCCAUUCCUGCAAUCUUUUCCGGAUUUAUUUUGUUCACUUCAGUAAAGGCAAUUGUACCCUUGAAUAGAUAGGAUAUACAAUUGAAA